AUCAAGGCGCUGAUUCACACGUUCGUUGCCAUAUCCUCACGUCUAUUCGAGCAUUAUUCACCUACUUAUUUCAUCUACAGGUGUUUUCUAAUUAUAUACUCUCCAACGUGUAUAACUCUGGUAAAAUAAAAAAUGUGUUCCAAAAAGUUAUUGUGUUAUAUUGCUAUUGGCCUGCUAAUCAUGGGAGUUUUCAUGGAUGGAGUUGAAGCGAGACGUAAAAUUUUGAAAGGUCGAAAAACAAUUACUAGACGUUAUUACUGGGGUACCGCAAUACCAGCAUGGUCCAUAGUAGUUUUGAUAGGAAUUAGUAUGCUACUUGCUGGCGGUGGACUCUAUGCUUUAUUACAAAAAUUUGUAGUUGAUAAUGCUGAUACUGGAGAAAGUCAUGCAUCGUAUCAACCUGCAUUGCAAACUGAAGCUAGUUUAGAUAUCAAAACUUCAGUUUAAAUCAGAAUUUAUUAUAAAUAUAAAUCACAUUCAUCAAAUACUUUUAUAAAGAAAAUUUUAUAUGAACGCACAUAUAGUGUGACAAUUUAUUAUUUAUUUUUAUAUAAUUCUGCCUUUAACAAUGGUUUAUUACUUUAACCAUACUACUGAUUAACGAAAAAAUGAUGUCCCUAUUUGUACAAUGAUUACCUUCAUACCAUUUUUUUUUCUUAUUAGCAAUUUUAUAAAUUAUAAUUUAUUUAUAUAUGGUUAUGUUAUCGAAAUUACAACAGUUAUCAUUUAAUGCACAGUAUAAUUGAAAAUCAAUUGCAUGUUAUUUUGUACAUUUUAAUAGAAGAGAAUUGAUAAUUUUUGGAUUUGUUGACAAGAUUAUUCAUAUUCGAUUAUUAUACAGUGGAGUCAAUUAUUAAUCGGUAAGAAAAAAAAAAUCUAUAUUUUAAAAUUCUCUGCGAUGAUACUUAUCAGGAUCAAAAUAUGAUGUUACAACAACCCGAUUAUUAAAUUUCCGUCCUGUAAGAGUCUGCUGCGCUUUUUGACAAUCAAUCACACUAUUAAAUUCGACAAAUACCUGGAAUAUUAAAAAAUUUAUUAAUAUAUUUUUAGUUAAUUAAAAUAAA
Molecule: messenger RNA, 1064 nt
Organism: Frieseomelitta varia
Lineage: Eukaryota; Metazoa; Arthropoda; Insecta; Hymenoptera; Apidae
Gene: hoka
Exons: 3
Coding region: 133-447 (104 amino acids)
Source: RefSeq, a predicted model, not a curated record